Molecule: messenger RNA, 912 nt
Organism: Vanrija pseudolonga
Lineage: Eukaryota; Fungi; Basidiomycota; Tremellomycetes; Trichosporonales; Trichosporonaceae
Exons: 1
Coding region: 1-912 (303 amino acids)
Source: RefSeq, a predicted model, not a curated record
AUGAAAGUCUUCAUGACCGGCGCCUCGGGCUACAUCGGCACGCACCUGACCCGCGAGCUCGUCGCACACGGGCACACCGUCACUGGCCUAGUACGCUCCGCCGCCUCUGCCGCCAUCGUGACCGCCAACGGCGGCACGCCCGUCCUCGGCACCGGCGUGCCCGCCACCGACCUGCCGCUCAUCGUGCAGCACGCGCGAGCAGCCGACGCGACGUACCACCUGGCCUUUGACCACAGCUUUACCGACUUUCUCGGCGGGUGUGCCGCCGAGGCGGCGGUUGUCGACGCCGUCGGCAACGCGUACGAGGGCACCGACAAGAUCCUCCUCAUGACUUCCGCGACGGGGGUUGCGCCUCACUACGACCCGACGACCGAGGACGACAGCGCGGAGGGCAGCCCGAACCCGCGCCGCGUCACCGAGCUGACGGCCGAGCGCUGGGCCACGCGCGGGAACCGUGUCGGCAUCGUGCGCCUCCCGCCCAUCACGCACGGCGGGGCCGACAUGGGCGGCGGCGCGUUUGUGCUGCGGCUUAUCCGCGCCGCGCGGGCCGCCAACGUCGCAGCGUAUAUCGGCGACGGGCGCUGGCCCGCGGUACACGUCGCCGAAGCGGUGAGCGUGUACCGCCUCGCGCUGGACCACGUCACGCCCGGGACGAUCGCGCGCUUCCACCCCGUCGCGGACGAGGGAGUGCCCAUCAAGGAGAUCAUGGGCGUCAUUGCUGCCCAUGAGGGCCUCCAGACCAAGAGCGUCACCCCCGAGGAGGGCGCCGAGAUCUUUGGCUUCAUUGCUGGCCUGCUGGCGAUGGACAACCGCUCGACUAGCACCAAGACUCAGGAGGUGCUCGGAUGGAAGCCGACCAUGCCUGGUCUCCUUGACGAGCUCCGCGCAGGCAAGUACUUUGACUCGGCGUAG